Ogataea philodendri is the source of this 2571-nucleotide messenger RNA. RefSeq lists its product as uncharacterized. Gene Ontology annotation, cellular component: plasma membrane. The record is from RefSeq and is a predicted model, not a curated record. Gene Ontology annotation, molecular function: calcium-activated cation channel activity. Lineage: Eukaryota; Fungi; Ascomycota; Pichiomycetes; Pichiales; Pichiaceae. Bases 1 to 2571 code for a protein of 856 amino acids. The transcript has a single exon.
AUGACGUCCAGUGCAAACACGUCUACCAAGGCAGUGUUGACCUCGAUCAUCACCAACGGGGUCAUCUGUGCAGUGUUUGUGACUCUGUUUUUGCUUUUGAGACUCAGAUUCAAACGGAUCUACCAGCCUAAAUCAAGCUUCAACAUUGUCCCUGACAGUGAAAAACCCCCUCCUCUGCCUCAAGACCCAGUCACGUGGAUCUUUGUUCUUCUCAAGAAACCAACCCCUUUCAUCAUCCAACAAGCCGGUAUCGACGGUUACUUGUUCCUGAGAUAUCUGGUCAUCAUCGCUUGCAUAGCUUUGGGAGGAAUGGCGUCGUGGGUCAUCCUGUUACCCGUCAACGCAACUAACGGCAAAGGCGAAACGGGACUCGACCAAUUGGGCAUUUCCAACGUCAAGUCUGUCAACAGAUACUAUGCACAUGUGUUUAUCUCGUGGAUCUUCUACGGAACCGUUUUGUUUGUCAUCUACAGAGAGCUGCACUUUUACUUAAACUUGCGGAAUCUCGUCUUGACCACCCCGGCCUACGCAACCAAACUCAGCUCCAGAACAGUGGUGUUCCAGACCGUCUCAGACCAGUACUUGGACGAGGAAGAGUUCUUCAAGCUGUUUGACGGUGUCAAACGUGUUUGGGUUGCUCGUGGCCAAAGAGCUCUGUCGCACAGAAUUAAACAACGUGACGCUCUUGCUUCCAAACUCGAAGUCACGCUCACGAAGAUGCUGAAGAAGGCCGUCAAAAUCAAGGCUAAAGCAGACAAGAAGGGCACUCCGCUCGAACCAAGCGACCAACUGUCCACAUACAUUCCAGAGAAAAAACGGCCAAAAAUGCGUCUAAGCAUUUUUGGUAAAAAAGUCGAUGUGAUUGACUACGCAAAGGAGAAGAUUGCCACCUUGAAUGAACAGAUCGAAGAGUACCAGAGUGAUUACAGCCGCUCCAAGCCAAUGAACUCCAUCACCGUCGAGUUUGAAAAUCAGUAUUAUGCCCAAUUGGCUGCACAAACAACCAUCCAUGACCAGCCGUUCUACUUUAGUCCAAAAUACACCAACGUUGAUCCAGGUGAUAUCAUCUGGUCCAACAUGCGUAUUUUCUGGUGGGAAAGAUUACUCCGGUUUAACUCAGCUUUGGUUGCCAUUAUUGCCCUGAUUGUUUUAUGGGCCAUUCCUGUUGCAUUUGUUGGAAUGAUCUCCAACUUGACCUACCUCACAAACAAAAUGCACUGGCUCAGAUUCAUCUACAACCUGCCUAAAGAUCUACUUGGUAUCAUCACCUCUUUACUCCCAACAGUUAUGUUGGCCAUUUUGAUGCUCCUGCUCCCAAUCUUCAUCAGACACAUGGCUCAAUUGGCUGGUUGUGUUUCAGUCCAGGCUGUGGAAUAUUACACUCAACAGGCUUACUUUGCAUUCCAAGUGGUUCAAGUUUUCCUUGUCACCACUAUUUCCUCGUCAUUUGCUUCUACAGUCACUCAAAUUGCGGAGCAACCUUCCAAAGCAAUGGAACUGCUUUCAUCGAACCUGCCGAAAUCCUCCAACUUUUACAUCUCCUACAUGAUUUUGCAAGGAUUCUCCAUUUCCGGUGGUGCUCUGUUCCAAAUUGUCGGUUUUAUCUUGUUUUACGUUCUGGGAAGACUUUUCGACAACACUCCACGUAAAUUGUGGACCAGAUUCAAUGUCAUUGGAGGAUACCAAUGGGGUACCAUGUACCCGAUCUACAGUAACUUGGCUGUCAUUUUCCUGUCCUACAGUAUCAUCUCGCCAAUGAUCAUGUUGUUCACAUUCGCUGGGUUCAGUCUCCUUUACAUUGCAUUCCUGCACAAUGCCACCUAUGUAUUUGGCAAGAGUCCUGAUGCUGUCGGACAAAACUAUCCUCGUGCCUGGUUCCAGACCAUGGUUGGACUAUAUCUUGGAGAGAUCUGUCUCUUGGGAAUAUUUGUUGUUUCCAAGUCCUGGGGAUGUGUUGUGUUGGAAGCCCUGUUGCUUGCAUUCACUGCGUUUGUCCACAUUCAUCUCAACAAAGCAUACGACCAUUUGUUGACGGUUGUUCCAAACACUGUCAUGAGACCCCUGGAUGGCCAUAGUCAGACUCUUUCAUGGAAACCUCCUCAUGCCAAUAGAACAUCCAACGGCCCGGAGUCUUUUUCUGGUUCGUUGACAAAGGAGGGUAUUUCCAUGUCUGAAUUGGAUAAGGAAGAGUUCAAGGAGACAAAGAUCACCGAACAUUUAGCAUACCAUGCUCCGUUGCUCAUUGAAGGAAAGGACUAUUAUGCCAAACAGAGAACAGAGAACAAGAUCGUCCAGUUCUUCAAACCGAACUCCUACUACACGUUCAAGAGACUCAAGGCGUACUUGCCAAGUUCGUUCGACGACUUUGCAGACGAAGACCCAGAAUGGAUCAGACAUGCGUACGAUUUCCCAGAUGUUAGCUCCAAAUGCCCAACUCUGUGGAUCCCACGCGAUCCAAUGGGUCUUUCCACCAAGGAGAUUGAGAAUCUACGUGGUGUGAUCGCCGUGAGCGAUCAGAAUGCCCAUUUCGAUGCUCACGGUCUAAUUCACUGGACUGGUGCUCCUCCAUAA